UUCUCUUCAGAGUAGUGUGGCAAAAAGCAAGAAGUGGUAUUUAACUACAGAAUGCCGUGAUUGUUGACAAUUUCUAAAAAAUUCAUUAUGGCCGACGUUGAACAUAGGAACAGAGUUGUAUUGUUAGGCGCUGGAAAUGUUGGCAAGAGCGCCAUUUUAAAAAGAUUUUUAUUCGGCACAUUUUCCUCGGAAUACAAAGAGACUGUAGAGGAUUUGAUCACACGUGAUUUUGAUGUGCACGGAAACGCCGUAAAGGUCGAUUUCUUAGACACUGCUGGCACAAUGGUAUUUCCAGCUAUGAGAAAACUCUCAUUAACAACUGCCCAUGGCUUUGUUCUUGUGUAUUCGAUCACUAGCCAAGAAUCUUUCGAAGAGAUGAAAGGUAUCUGGCAACAAAUCAAAGAAGAGAGACCAAAUUAUCUUGAAAUUCCGUGUGUUAUUGUCGGUAAUAAAGUAGACUUAGAGAAUGAUCGACGAAUUGAAAAAUUUGACGCAUUAAAUUGGAUUUAUACAGACGGCUUUUGUGGAGGAUUUCUAGAAGUUUCGGCUAAAGAUGACGAAUCAAUCACUGACAUUUUUAAACAUUUGUAUGAACAAUCGAGAGGCGGUAUUCGCCAUCUUGAUCCCCUAGUUGGUCGUAGAAUGAGUACGAAUUCCCUAGACGAGACUGAAACGGAAAAGGCUGAUGAGUGGGAUAGCGAUGCCAAGAAAUUUAACCGAAGUCGAAGUUUAAUAAGGAGAAGUAGUAAGCCAAAAAUGAAACGAAAUAACCGCCGUGGUCAAACCAAACACGAACCUGAUUGCGUGAUAUCUUGAUUAUUUGCUCACUGGAUGGACGUUGUUUUGAAACAUACACCACUUCUAUUGGAUGUAAUUGUAUAAAUAUUUAAUAUCCCGCUUCCUGGUGCUUUGUAAAAUGCUUUAUGGUAGAUAGGUAUUAG
Lottia gigantea (owl limpet) is the source of this 941-nucleotide messenger RNA. RefSeq lists its product as hypothetical. Bases 88 to 816 code for a protein of 242 amino acids. Gene Ontology annotation, molecular function: GTP binding; GTPase activity. The record is from RefSeq and is a predicted model, not a curated record. The transcript is spliced from 2 exons. Lineage: Eukaryota; Metazoa; Mollusca; Gastropoda; Lottiidae.